AUGACCAGUGAGCCUGUCCAGGAGAAAGGUUCUAAGAAGAAAAAGACUUCAAAAGCUCCAAUUGUGCUUAUGGAAAGGGCCAUUCAUGAACCAAGAAAUUUGAGAGUUGAUGAUGCUGAAAGUGAUGAAUCUUUUAAGGAUAAAAUGAAAGAAAAAGUUUAUGAGGUGAUAGUAGAAAGAGACUUUGGGAUAUCCCUGGAAAAUGAGAAACUUAGAACAAAUAUGAUCCCAAUUACAAGUCUGCAGAAAGAUGAUGAUGGCAGAAAACUAAGGUUUGAACAAGGUGUUCGUUCUAAGAGUAGUGCAAGAGGUGCUUUUAAUGUUGAAGGAAUUCUAAAAGAAGUGAAUAAUUUAAGAUCUUUUCAAGAUGUUCUUAUGAAUGCACUUGAUUCCAAGAUUGAUGGAACUUUGAUGAUGAUGUAUAAAAUUGUGGAUGAGUUAACCAAAAUCAAAGUUCAUUUGAGUCUUUCAAGCACUGUAGCUGGAGAAACCAGUAAGGUUGCUGCUACUGAUUCUGUUCCACAAACAGAAAAAGAAAAGGAAACAGAAGAGGAAGAAGAGGAAGACGAAGAAACUGAAAAAGAGGAAGAAGAAUCAGAUAAUGAAGAUUCUAGCAAUGAUAGUGAUGGAAAAGGAGGAAGCAAAGAAGGAAAUGGAGAUAACAUGAGUGACUCUGCUUCUGAGCAGGAAUCACAGACUCCUACUCCUGUUGCACCUGCUAAAGGAAAAGCAAAAUCAACUAAAGAGGAAAAAAAAUUAAGUAGAAAGAAGAAACUAGUAAACCAUCUAGCAAAAAGGCUAAAACUAGCAAAAAGCCUACUGCAGAAGGCGGUACUGCUGCUGCAUUUGAGUUAG
Molecule: messenger RNA, 855 nt
Organism: Hevea brasiliensis (rubber tree)
Lineage: Eukaryota; Viridiplantae; Streptophyta; Magnoliopsida; Malpighiales; Euphorbiaceae
Exons: 4
Coding region: 1-855 (284 amino acids)
Source: RefSeq, a predicted model, not a curated record